UAGCCGGGCGGGGCCCCAGCGAGGCCCGAGCUCCAGAGCCACUGAAGUUUCUGCUGCGCCAGCGCUGGGGCCCACGGUGUCGCUCAGCCCGCCUGACCUAACCUGGUGAUGGCCCCACUGGUUGCUGUUGUAUCUAGUCCACGUGCCCGGCUCUUUGCCUGUUUCCUCAGGCUGGGUACUCAGCAGGCUGCACCCCUCCAGCUGCACACAGGAGCCUGCUGCACGGCCAAGAACCACUAUGAGGUGCUGGUGCUGGGCGGGGGCAGCGGGGGAAUCACCAUGGCCACUCGUAUGAAGAGGAAAGUGGGAGCAGAGAAUGUGGCCAUUGUUGAACCUAGCGAGAGACAUUUUUAUCAGCCAAUAUGGACAUUAGUGGGUGCUGGUGCCAAACAGUUGUCCUCGUCCGGCCGUUCCACAGCAAGUGUGAUUCCAUCUGGUGUGGAGUGGAUUCAAGACAGAGUGGCCGAGCUGAACCCAGACAAGAACUGUAUCCGCACAGACAAUGGCAAGGAGAUCUCCUACAAGUAUCUUAUCAUCGCUCUUGGAAUCCAGCUGGACUAUGAGAAGAUUAAAGGACUCCCUGAAGGUUUUGCUUAUCCCAAGAUAGGGUCCAAUUAUUCGGUCAAGACGGUGGAGAAGACGUGGAAGGCCCUGCAGGACUUCAAGGAGGGCAAUGCGGUUUUUACCUUCCCCAACACUCCAGUGAAGUGUGCGGGCGCCCCUCAGAAGAUCAUGUACCUGUCAGAAGCCUACUUCAGGAAGACCGGAAAGCGACCCAAGGCUAAUAUCAUCUUCAACACUGCUCUUGGAGCAAUCUUUGGGGUGAAGAAGUAUGCAGCUGCCUUGCAGGAGAUCAUCCAGGAGAGGGACCUCACCGUAAAUUAUAAGCACAACCUUAUUGAAGUCCGAGCUGACAAACAGGAGGCUGUUUUUGAGAACCUGGACAAGCCUGGGGAGACACAAGUAAUUCAGUAUGAAAUGCUUCAUGUCACACCACCUAUGAGCCCGCCAGAUGUCCUCAAGACGAGUCCUGUGGCAGAUUCUGCUGGCUGGGUGGACGUGGACAAAGAGACUCUGCAGCAUAAGAAAUACCCAAAUGUGUUCGGCAUUGGGGAUUGCACCAACCUUCCCACCUCCAAGACGGCUGCUGCAGUAGCUGCCCAGUCAGGAAUCCUUGACAGAACAAUUUCUCUGAUUCUGAAGAAUCAAAAACCCACAAAAAAGUAUGACGGCUACACCUCAUGUCCACUGGUGACCAGCUACAACCGGGUGAUUCUUGCCGAGUUUGACUACAGAGGCGAGCCUCUGGAAACCUUCCCCUUUGAUCAGAGCAAAGAACGGCUUUCUAUGUACCUCAUGAAGGCUGACCUGAUGCCGUUCCUGUAUUGGAAUAUGAUGCUAAGAGGCUACUGGGGAGGUCCAGCCUUUCUGCGGAAGCUGUUUCAUCUGGGCAUGAGUUAAGGAUGGCUCAGGGCUUGCUCUCCUUGGAUGGCUUCUGGACCAAAAUCGCAGUUACUGAUUGACUAUGAAGGACACGAAGGACUCAGAACCUCGCCCUGUAAGGAGUUCUUCUUACUGGAUGUGGUGACCUCUCUCCACCUCUGAGUAGCUAUCAUGUGGACGGCCCAGAAUGGGCUUGAUUCUUUGGAGAUGGUCAAAUGAAAUAACAGACUUCUAUUUUCUGAAUAAAACUUUGUCAUUGAUUGACUUGUAUGAGAAAAUAUCUUGCCUAGAAGGAAUGGGAAGCUGCGGCACUUGGGAGAAGAAGCUGGUGCUGGUGGGAUGGCGUUCUCGUUGUUCACCUCAUACAGCCUGCAUUACUUUACAGAGCCCGAGCCACUGAGCAGAAUGAUCCCAUGACAGCCUUGCAAAGAUUGUCACAGCCCUACACACUGCAGCUUAGAACUUGUGCUGCAGGAGUCAGCGUGGAGAUCAGAGAGUCCACAUGCCUCCCCUUGGGUGCUCAACUGUUUGAGCUGAGUCUGUGCUUUUCCAGCCAGUGGCAGGCACUGUGCUUGCUAAUCUCUGCUAAUCCUUUGGAUAUAGGGUCCUAUGCUGGGCAGUUUUGGCUCCAGGAGCCUUAUCAGCUUGGCCAAACCUAAGGUUUUUCUUUCUUCUCUCUUUUAUUGGGAGUACCACCCGCACCAUAGUCUGAAGGUCAGCUUUACCCCUUCUCCUUCCUUCUCCUCUAUCCUGCAGGGCGUUUCCUCUACUAAAUUUCUUCUUAACCUAAUUCUCUCAUGGCACCCAGGUUUCGCAGAGAACUUAUACAUGCUUAGUAAUGUUGAAUUUGAAGACUGCCAGUGGGUGUGGUGAGUAUUGGCUUAGCUCAGCUGCAGUUUGCCCGAUAAAGUGUGGUGAGUUGGCAUUGGAGACAGCUCCAGUUUCUUUGGAGCCCAGUAGUAGCUCCAAAUGAUUUGCUCCCAACCAAUUGAUUAUAGAAGUUUAGUUUCAGUCAGUCUAGAAUUUUAGAGGCAUGUAUAUUUCAUAUUCAUAAAUGUGUUAGAUUUUUAUAACACUUUAGAAAUGAAACCCUUUUUAUUUGUUACCAAGUCUCUCUGGGUGCCUGGGGUUCUCCUUAUGAUUCUAGAAACCCCAUUCAGACUUUUAUUCAUUCAACAAAUAUUCAUUCAACACCUACUAACUGCUAAGGACUAGUUCAGCUUGGGGAAUGCAGUGAGGAACCAGAGUGAUAAGGAGUUUGCUCUCACUUUUGUAGCCUUGGUGACAGCAUCUUUCCUGGGAUGCCAGAGAGCUGGCUGAAUUAGACAUGAUUUGAUUUGGGAGAACAGUUUCCUUUUGACUCUGGGGGAGGGUGGAACCCCAAGCUAGCAGGAGGACCUAAGCUAAUGGAAGUGGAAGGCUUUCCCUGGAGUUGACUGUGCCAGUCACUUUCCUGCUGAACCCCGUGCUGGUUCAGACAUCAGUGGCAGUCCUUUCAUUCUCCAGGAUAUCCCUGGUUGUACAGUAGCCUAGAACUACUUCCUCAUUCUGCUCCCAGGAUGGCCAAGCCUUGCUGCCCAUGGUGCUCAUAUCGGGCUGGCCAAUAGCCUUCAUGUGGCACACAGAAAACAGUCAGAGAAGAGAUAAGGUCUCUAUCUGAGAAGACCUGUGCUCCCUGGAAUCCCUGUGCCCUAUCUUGUGCAGGAUUUGGGUUGUGUGUUCACUCUGUAACAUUCUCACUGCAGGCUCCAGGAAGACCUGGGAAUAAUUCAGAAGGGACUGACUCUCUGGAUGUGGGAAGAAAUGCUAUAAGAAUGGGCCAUGAUUCCUGGUAUGGGCUAAGCCUCUUGGUGGAGGAAAUGUGAAAUCCUUUACAGACUUCACACAACCUCUUGGUCUGCUUAUGCCACUGCCUUCUGAACAAAUUCUCCAAGCGUGGAACUGCUUCAGAGAUCACGUAUACAAGAGUCACUUUCGGCCACUGCUGUAGGAACCAUGACCUACUGGUCCACACGUUGGUCUCUAGCUUUCAGUUUUCCAAGCUGGAGAAGAGAGCAGCUGUGCUCAAUUCUAGAAAAGCUUAGCAUUUGAAACCUUUCCACUUCAUUUGCAAGUCUGGGGCUGGUCAAAGGAGAGGGCAUUUUUGGAAUUGUCUUUAAAUUAGGAGCAGGGGUCAGGAAGAGGAGAGUGAGGCUUGCCAUGUGGUAGGGGUUCAGGUUUCUGGAAGGGCAGUGUCUUUGGGUGGGAUGAAGUCACAGGUUCUUCUGGUAGACAUAAGUCUUAUACACAUUUCCUCAGAACCCAGAAGUGACAGGCUUGGGACUACUGAGCUAGGGAAUCUUUUUACCUCUUGUUACCUUUGCCUUCAGAGAUUCUUCCUUAUAAUUCCUUUAUCUGGAGUUACAGAUGGUUAUGAGCCAUGGUGUAGGUUCUGGAACUAGAAUCUGGCUCCUCUCAGGCCUGGGAAAGUGGUAUGUGAAGUUGUUGACAGAGGUUUCUGUCCCACCAGGUCCCAGAGUCAUUAAGUUCCAAAGAAAUACACAGAGGUCUACAUUAAUCAUAAACUGAUUGGCCUGUUAUCUCAGGCAUUUCAUUAACUCUUAUAACUUAUAUUAGCCUAUAAUUCUUGUCUGUGUUAGCCAUGUGACUUGGUACCUUUUUUGGCGAGGCAGUUCACAUCUUGCUUCCUCUGCAUCUGGGUGAUGGCUGCAGACUGAAACUUCCCUCUUCCCAGAAUUCUCAUUACCCCGCCUCUAUUUCCUGCCUGGUCACCCCGCCUAUACUUCCUGCCUGGCUACUGGCCAAUCAGUGUUUAUUUAAAAUACAAGUGACAGGGUACAGACCAUUGUCCCACAGUAUGAAGGGAUUGAUGGAACUAGGUCAUCGUUUAGAGAUAUAGGGAGGAGACUGGACUUAAGUUUUUGGCCAAGGUUUGAGGUUUAGAUUUCUUUCUUUUGUAUAAUGCAUGUGAAAGUUUCCCUCAUAUUUAAAUUUUGUAGAAAAUAUAAAGAACAGAGACAAAAGGAAUAAAAGUGAUAAGUUUAUCCAACAUCAAGUAAUGACAGCAAACAGCAGGCAGGUGUCUCUUCUUAAGCUUAAUAUUACAAAUUUGGUUCAGACUAAACAGGUUAUAUUUAUGAGUAUGUAUGUAUAAACAUGUACAUCUGUGCAUGCAAUAACAAUUACUGAGAAAAGCGGCCAUGAAUUUGAAGGAGAGUGGGGAGGGAUAUAUGGGAGGCUUUGGAAAGAGCAAAGGGAAGGGAGAAAUGGUGUGAUUAAAUUAUAAUCUUAAAAUAAAUUCCAAAACAAAUUAUUGUUCUUUUUGAGGAAGGUGGCUUUUGUAAUUCAAUAUGUAAAAGCAGUUCAUGUUA
Messenger RNA from Chionomys nivalis (European snow vole), 4814 nucleotides. RefSeq names its product sulfide quinone oxidoreductase (gene Sqor). Gene Ontology annotation, molecular function: sulfide:quinone oxidoreductase activity; FAD binding. Gene Ontology annotation, cellular component: mitochondrion. The record is from RefSeq and is a predicted model, not a curated record. The transcript has 10 exons. Bases 109 to 1461 code for a protein of 450 amino acids. NCBI's taxonomy places the organism in Eukaryota, Metazoa, Chordata, Mammalia, Rodentia, Cricetidae.